Messenger RNA from Macrosteles quadrilineatus (aster leafhopper), 465 nucleotides. RefSeq lists its product as uncharacterized. The coding region runs from base 115 to 390 and encodes 91 amino acids. Lineage: Eukaryota; Metazoa; Arthropoda; Insecta; Hemiptera; Cicadellidae. The record is from RefSeq and is a predicted model, not a curated record. The transcript has 3 exons.
GUCCGUCCCUGCUGAAAGAAAAAAAAAACAAUAAAUUUUCCUGCUGAAGGUGAAUUAUUUAGGUUUCUGUAAAGGAGACUUUGAAUUUCUCGAAUUAUCCCUCAAAUCCUAAGAAUGAGUGGUGCUUUGAGAAGAUUAGCUCUAAACAACUUGGGCCGCAAUGCCCGGAAGAGCUCAGACUAUGCUAUUGCCAACUUCAAGAAACCUACAAUGGAUGAUCUGCCGGUGCCGAGUGGUUCAUGGCAGGAGCACCACAGCCAGAUGCAGGCCAAAUACAACAGGCAUCUGAUCCUGGGCGUUGGCUUCUUCGCUGUCUCCUUGGUAGUGGCCAAAUCCUCUGGGUUGAUCAACAUGAACUGGAAUCCACCCCCGUUCCCUGUCAAGGAAUAAAUCAAACAAAACAUUAAGUGCUAGUGAUUCAUUAAAUUACAUGUUAUUAUUGUAAAAUAAAAGUAAGACAAGUUA